This is a messenger RNA of Cyclospora cayetanensis, 1149 nucleotides long. RefSeq lists its product as uncharacterized. The transcript has 7 exons. Lineage: Eukaryota; Apicomplexa; Conoidasida; Eucoccidiorida; Eimeriidae. Bases 1 to 1149 code for a protein of 382 amino acids. The record is from RefSeq and is a predicted model, not a curated record.
AUGCACUCGUCCACCACGCACAGUUCAGCAGCAGCAGAAAGUUCGCCAAUCCAAAACCCCGUCCACGCAGGACCCUCGCUCACCCCUUUGCCACUCUUUGUAUCAAUGCGUCGCCUCCUGCAAAGUCUGCGCCAAGAGCCAGCAGCGUUGCGGCCUGAGAGCCAGCAAAGCGCACAAAAAAUGCGCAAGGAAGCAACGAAACACGCUAGACACUUGCGUGGUGAGCAUCCACACACAAGUGCCGCGCAGCCUGUGUGUCAGAUGAAGCAGUCGUUAGCCCCCCUUCCCGAUUCCCACAGCCCAGAGGACACGCUUCCUGCUUCUGCUCGGACAUGCAAUACCAGAUACACCAGAGGAUCUGAAACCGUCGUGUGCUCUGGCAGCGACUGUGCUGCUGCUGCGUCUACGGCUUCUGAUGCCUCUGCUGCAGCCUCCGCAGCUGCUUCACAGGUAUCAGCAGCAGCAGCGGCAGCGGCAAGAGCAGGCAAAACGAGCGAAAUAGAUGGGGAGUCGCUCUGGGGGGAUCUUGAGGUGGAGAGUUGGGGCUUUGAGUUGGACUCGUUGCUGUCUGAUCUUGCGACCGACAGCGACAUGGCGUUUGGUGCUGCUUUUGGAGUUGAAUUGGAAGAUUCCGAGCUAUUUGGCACGGAGGAGGGUACUCUGGCAGCCCUUGUGACGGAGAUGGUGAAAACGAUGAACGUGAAAGACUGGACCGCCUAUUUCGCUCUGCGGGUGAAUGCUGAGAAGGAGUUAGAUUUGACAAAUACAGCAGAGGCGCUGGUGCUCUUUGCAGAGCACAACGACGCAUGGGCUUCUGCUGGUAUUGCCCAACAGAUGUUUCGUCAAGAUACUCCCGCUCGACUCUCAGCCGUCCCCUUGGACCGCAGUCGUCUCCCAGGCAGCAGCAAGCCACCAAUGUGCCGCUGUUGUAGUUAUAGCGCGUUGGCUGUAGCAGUGGCAUCAGUGCGUGCUGCUGCUGUGCGCGAGGCGGGGUUGCCACGGACGAGUGCAGCAACCGAUGCUGCAUUAUAUGCUGCUGCGGCAGUAUGUGGUGAGGGGAUUGCUGCUGCUGCUGCUGCAGAGUUGGUUGCUGCACAGAUUGUGGCUGCCAUGAGGGGUGCCUAUGCAGUACAUGCUGCUGCUGCAUAG